Messenger RNA from Bipolaris sorokiniana ND90Pr, 1060 nucleotides. RefSeq names its product glycoside hydrolase family 61 protein. Lineage: Eukaryota; Fungi; Ascomycota; Dothideomycetes; Pleosporales; Pleosporaceae. The record is from RefSeq and is a predicted model, not a curated record. The coding region runs from base 176 to 865 and encodes 229 amino acids. The transcript is spliced from 2 exons.
CUGGUAUGACGGCCCGGGACAAAACCGUUGCUGUUAGAUUGCUCGGUGUCAGCCAGCAAGAUGGGGCGUUCAGCAGCAUGAGGAAUAAAUAAGAGCAGCCUUCUGCCUUGAAGUUGAACAGCACGACACAGACGAUCACUUUCAAACACUCUCACAUCAACUCUCCAUCGCAAUCAUGAAGUACUCCACCAUCUUCCUCGCUGCUGCGACCACCGCCUCUGCCCACUCGACAUGGCAGCAACUGUGGGUUGGAAGCACGGACAAGGCGACCAGCUGCACGCGUACUGUCAAGGAUAACAGCCCCAUCAACAGCUUGUCUUCAUCCGACAUGUUCUGUGGUCGUGGUCCCGCUGCCUCAUCCGGUGUCUGUGAAGUUGCUGCCGGUACUUCCCUGACUGUUGAGAUGCACGCUCAGCCCGGCGCGCGCUCAUGCUCGCAGCCUGCCAUCGGCGGCAACCACUACGGCCCGGUUCUUAUCUACAUGGCCAAGGUCAGCGAUGCCAAAACCGCCAGCUCCGGCUCUUUCUUCAAGGUCGCCGAGGACGGAUACACUGGUACCACCGCCUCAUGGGGAACUGAGAUCCUCAACGCAAACUGCGGCAAGCGCUCCUUCACUGUUCCCAAGAACAUUGCCUCUGGUGACUACCUUGUCCGCGCUGAGGCUAUUGCCCUACACGCCGGCGUUGGAAGCCCUCAGCCCUACGUCAGCUGCUUCCAGGUCAAGGUUACUGGAGGAGGCAGUGCUACGCCCUCUGGUGUCAGCUUCCCCGGUGCCUACAAGCUCAGCGACCCGCUCUUCACAAAGGCUAUCUACGACUCGAGCUUCAAGUACGUCAGCCCUGGCCCCGCUGUCUACUCCGGUUAGGAAACUUGAAUACACACGAUUGUGAACGAAAGAGACGGGGAGAUUGCGGUGGUUUGGUGAAUUGAGACUUUUACACAACGGGGAGAGAUUUUUUGUACAUAAAACUUCUUCAACUCCAUAUUGCUUGGACCAUUUUUACAUACCACAUAUAUGCCAUUUGAAAUGGGAAUACCUUCUUCUUCUUCUUCUUCUUCU